Molecule: messenger RNA, 1935 nt
Organism: Durusdinium trenchii
Lineage: Eukaryota; Dinophyceae; Suessiales; Symbiodiniaceae
Source: the annotation of a GenBank genome assembly
AUGGACAGUCUCCGUUCCCGCUCCCGGAGAAGCCGCCGGAAGCAAAGGAGGCGCAGUGAUAGCCGGCGGCCUGUAGCAACUGCCAGCCGAAGCAGGCGGAGUGAGAUGCCGCGCUGGAGCCGAAGGGAGGAAGCAGAAGAUAGAAUCGAGAGAAUCGAAAGAACGGACAGGAGCGAGAGAACAGAUGAUAGGUUCGACAGGGGUGAGGAUCGGCCACGAAGUCGUUGGGAACAGAGGGAGAAGCCGAAGCCUGAAAGCCGUGAUGGCUCUUUGCAGCCCUUACCACGCCCUGGGUAUGAUGAGGACAAGCGCUUACAGAAACUCAAUGAUGACCCUCGGUACCAUCCGGGAGCUGAGCUUGGCAAAGCCCAGAAAGCUGCCAUGGGCAUCAAAGGUUUGCAUGGGCGCAACACAGCCUCCUUUGAUCCUCGUUCUACCCUCGUGCGGCCCGCUAUGCGAAUCAUUUAUGGCAGAAAGGGUCAUGAGCUUGGCAGCACGACGAAGCCUGACGAUGUGGUUGUUGUGCCUGAAUUGAUUUGUGAACUUGGUGACCACAGUGUGGCAAGCCGUGUCAUUGCAGAGCUGAAGAAAUCAGCGGCAGAGCUGGAUCCCAAGACCCUCCCAUCCAUUGGCAGUCUGACGGCACGCAUGUGUCAGUACUUUCAAGUAGACCACAAGGAUGCACUUGUGAGAGUUCGUUGGCACCAAGCAGCCAACAGCCCAGCCUUGGAACUUCAGUCUACUGGCUUCAGUCGGAAAGACCGGACGAAUAGAAGAGGCUGCAUGCUGCACUUGUCUUUGGGAGUUAGCUGUGAGCUUGCCUUUAAGCGUUUGCGCACUGGUGAAGUGGUGUACUUCCCACAGUGCAAUGGCACCUUGACGUUGUUGGGAUGUGACAUCGAUACCAAAUGGUAUGCCGGCGAGUCAAAGGUUCCUGAGGGCAUGAACGUGUUGAUUUCUGUCUGGGGCACCAGUAGCAAAGCAGAGGAAGACCACUUGGCCGAGACUGUGUCCAUUGCCACAAAGGAGGGCCCCUGCAGAGACUUUCGCUUUGGGCGGUGCACCUAUGGAGACAACUGCAGAUUUUCUCACGAAGCUGGAGACGAGAAAGAAAAGUGCAACGAGACCAUGCAGGUGGUCUCUUGGCCAGCGAGGCCAUCAAUGCGAGUGAUCACGGUACCUGCAUCGAAGCGCUAUGCUGCUCCUGUGAAGCAUGAUGAUGUCGUUAUUGUACCAGAGUUCUUCUGUAAAGAAGAUGAUUGGGACACGUAUUAUGCUCUCAUCAAGGAGAUGCGCCAGAGUCAAGCCAAUGGUGAUCGGAAGGCGGAGUGGAUCUCUUGGCAUGAGGGCGCGCACUUGCUUAGUCAGAAUCCUACGGGCUCUACCACCUACAAUGAGGUCCUUGAGAAAAUAUGCGAUUACUUUAAAGCUGCGGAUCGCAAUCGUGGCACACGUUUCAAUUGGUACAGGGAUGGAUCUGACUGGAAGCCUUUUCAUCAUGACUCUGCAGCCUUCAAUGAACAGAGGGCGGCCAAUCAGAACUGCACAAUCGGGAUCUCAUUCGGUGCUGCGCGUGAGUUGGCUUUCCGUCAUGCUAAGACUGGCGAACUGAUUUAUGUGCCCCAGAAGAACGGCAUGUUGUUCUACUUUGGCAGAGAUGCGAACAUCACUUGGCAGCAUGGAAUUAAUGCAUUGCCAGACGAAGAGCAAGAUGGGAAGGGUCGCAUAUCCAUCAUUCUUUGGUGUUUGUGUCAGCUUUGCGUGGAAGAAGCCGGCUCUCCUGGUAUGCUCACGGAUGAGUCUCGCGGCAGCUACAGUAUGCAUGACAAAGGCAAGGGCAAAGGCAAGGGUAAGGGCAAAGGUGAUGAACUUUGCCGGGACUACCGCCGGGGUGCGUGCAGCUAUGGUGAGAGCUGUCGCUUCCUUCAUCGGUGA